This is a messenger RNA of Saccostrea echinata, 1949 nucleotides long. Its product is annotated as putative nuclease HARBI1. The transcript is spliced from 4 exons. The record is from RefSeq and is a predicted model, not a curated record. NCBI's taxonomy places the organism in Eukaryota, Metazoa, Mollusca, Bivalvia, Ostreida, Ostreidae. Bases 190 to 1254 code for a protein of 354 amino acids.
CCGGGAUCAUGAAACUGCCUUAAGUCUUAAGUCAGACUUAACUCCAAAAAUUUGCACUUAAAAUUUAAGAUUGUUCUUAAAGUGGAUCACAAAAAAAUGACUUAGAGUUAAGACUGGAAUUUUGUCUUAAAUUUUAAGACUGCUCAUGGGCAGUCUUAAGUUUUAAGAUUGAUCUUAAGUUCUUUCAAAAUGGCCGCUGUUGUUGGUUUCUUGAGACGUGUUCAAGGGGGAAAUGUUGAUACUGUCCGGCGAAGACGGCGUCUCCCUCGCCCCAGGCUUUUCAGGGAUCGGUUGAAUCCACUGGACCUCCGAACAGAUGACGAGUUGUUCGAGAGAUAUCGUUUUCGCCGCCCUACGAUAAUGUUUAUUUACGACACCAUUCAGGACAGAAUAACCCAUCCUACCAAGAGAUCGUUGGCCCUUCCAGCGAUGAUUCAGCUGCUGGUUUUCCUCCGGUUUGUGGCUACGGGGGCCUUCCAUCAACUUGUGGGGGAUGCCAUCCACAUCUCCAAAGCCACGGCAGGACGAUGCAUCCGCAGGGUGGCAUCUGCAAUAGCGAAUGUUGCUGGCCGUUUUAUUCGCUUUCCUUCUGGACAGGAUGCCACCAACGUAAAGAGAAUGUUUCAUGCUAUCGCAGGGUUCCCUGGUGUCUUGGGAUGUGUUGAUGGUACUUUUAUCCGCAUCCAAACUCCUACUGAAAAUGAGCCUGAUUAUGUGAAUAGAAAAGGAUAUCAUUCUUUAAAUGUCAUGAUGACCUGUGAUGCUAAUUUUAUGGUGACCAACUGUGUUGCCAAGUGGCCAGGAUCUUGUCAUGAUUCAAGGGUUUUCCGAGAAAGUGUUCUCUGUCAGCAGUUUGAGAAUGGUCAGCAUAAUGGUAUACUUUUGGGGGACUCCGGGUACCCUUGUCGGACAUAUCUAAUGACGCCUUACAACAAUACCAAUGAUGUCAGGUACAGAGAGCGAUACAACAGUGCACUGUGUAGAACACGAGUCCUUAUCGAGCAGACAUACGGCAUACUAAAGAGAAGAUUCCCUUGCCUUUCCAUUGGCCUUAGAACAAGCCCAGAAAGAGCCUGUCAGUAUGUGAUAACCUGUGUUGUCCUGCAUAACAUAGGGAUCCUGAGGCAAGAUAUUGUGUCCCUUGACCCACGUGACCUAAUCAUAGCCGGCCCAGAUGUGGAUGAGAUCAAUCACGGUAACAACAAUGGUUUUGGAUACAGAGAACUCAUUGCCAGACAAUGUUUUGAUUACUAAUUAAUAUCUCAGGCCAUUCUCUUCUUAAUUCAUGAGAAACUAGGAAAGAAUAAUAAUUUAUAACUUGUUCAGUUCUUACAUAAUAUACAGUCAUAAUCACAAAGCAGAAGUCAUUUAUAAAUUUAUACUGCUUGCAGUUUAUUUAAUGUUUUCUCCCAAUAUCAGUUAAAUCACACAGUGCACUGUUGUAUCACUCUCUGUACCUAGUACAUCAUUGGUAUUGUUGUAAGGUUACAAACAUACCAUUACAUUUCAGUAUGUAUCUGUCAGUGUGAUAAAUCAUUAUUAUUAAUAGUAAUAUUCUGUGUUCGUUUUAGCAAUUAUUACAACUACCAGUAUAUGAAAUAUAUUUACCUUAAUAGUUCUACCAGUAUAUUAUAUUCCGUUAUUUACAUGUAGUUAUAAUAAGGAAAUUUCCCUUUAUUUGUGGUUCCUAUUAUAUAAGAUUUAUGAAGACUGGAGCCCCCUUUAAGCAGCUUAAGGCUGAGGUUAAAGUAAGUCAAACUCAAAGGUCAAGGUCAUGAAUUCAAAAGUGCUGAUACCCAAAGAAAGGUCUUGUAAAAAUAAUUCAUGUGUGAAUCAUGAAAGCCCUAGCUAGCUAUCACCAGCCUUCAGAAGUUAUAGCCGAGGUGGGUUAUUUUUAUUAAAGAUAGGUCACACUUAAAGGUCAAGGUCAUGAGGUCAUAAAUGAAAGA